AUGGUCGCGGAUCACUUACUUUGCAGGGCACUUCUGUUCCUACAGGAGGACGCCUCAACUGCAGGGCGUAUUGCUGCAGCGUGGUACGCAGGAUGGCAUGCGGAGGACUUUCCGCUGUCAGCAAUUAGCUGGAGUAAGUAUACUAUCCUGACCUAUGCCUUUGCGACUACAACACCUGAGGCAGAUACAAUAUCGCUCGAAGCCUCCGACGAUGUUUUACUGUCGAAAUUCGUGACUCAAGCUCACCAGAACAAUGUAAAAGCCUCGCUGUCCAUUGGGGGUUGGACGGGAUCCAGAUUCUUCUCCUCAAACGUCGGUUCCGCCGCCAACCGAACCUCGUUUGUUCGGGCGGUCAUAAACAUCACACGGAAAUACUCUCUAGAUGGCAUUGACUUCGACUGGGAAUAUCCUCACCGCCAAGGAAUUGGGUGCAAUGAGAUAAACGACAAUGAUACAUCCAACUUCCUUUCAUUCCUUCAGGAACUUCGUCAACAUCCUCUUGGUGCCAACCUGACGCUAUCAGCCGCCACCUCCAUUAUACCAUACACUGACUCGAACGGGGACCCUGCUGAUAUCAAGCCGUUUAGCGAGGUCCUUGACUACAUCGCCAUCAUGAACUACGAUGUAUGGGGAUCUUGGUCGACCGGCGUGGGUCCUAACGCACCUCUGAACGACUCAUGUGCCGAUGCGGGGGAUCAAGACGGUUCUGCGGUUGGCGCGGUACAAGCUUGGACGGCUGCUGGAAUGCCGGCCAGUCAGAUAGUCCUCGGCGUCCCCUCGUAUGGGCACUCCUUCGCUGUUAGCCCGGGUAACGCCUUCGAGGGCGGGUCCAAGACAACACUCAAGUUGUUCCCGCAGUUCGAUGCUACUGAUCAGCCCCAUGGUGAUCGAUGGGAUGGGGAUGCUGGGACGGACAUCUGUGGAAACUCAGUUCCUACGGGCGGCGUGUUCACCUUCUGGGGUCUCGUGGACAACGACUUCCUCAAUGCUGAUGGAAGUGUGAAGAAUGGGAUUGCGUCGGUGUAUGAUGAUUGUAGCCAGACACCAUACGUAUACAACUCCACGUCUGGAGUCAUGGUCUCGUAUGACGACUCGCGUUCCUUUGCAGCGAAGGGGGCGUUCAUCAAGUCGAACGGGUUGGCGGGUUUUGCCAUGUGGGAAGCUGGUGGCGACUCUAGCGAUAUUUUGAUUGACUCUAUCAGUGCGUUGCCUGCAUUUCUGAUGUGA
Molecule: messenger RNA, 1227 nt
Organism: Pleurotus ostreatus (oyster mushroom)
Lineage: Eukaryota; Fungi; Basidiomycota; Agaricomycetes; Agaricales; Pleurotaceae
Exons: 6
Coding region: 1-1227 (408 amino acids)
Biological process (GO): carbohydrate metabolic process; chitin catabolic process
Cellular component (GO): extracellular region
Molecular function (GO): chitin binding; chitinase activity
Source: RefSeq, a predicted model, not a curated record